GAGAAAGGCCUCAGACGGGGAGCCCACUGUCACCAUUACUAUUUGUGCUCAUAAUGGAAUACUUAACUAGAAUCCUCUAAAAGCAAGCCAAGAACAAUGGAUUCAAGUUCCAUCCAAUGUGUGCCUCACUUAAGGUAAUCAACCUCAUUUUUGCAGAUGACUUAAUUAUUGCAUGUAAGGCUGACAUGAGAACUGUCAAAGGCAUUAUGGACUCGCUUGAGAUAUUCAAGAAACACACAGGUCUACAAAUAAACAUAGAGAAGUCUCGGAUUGUAUUUGGAGGGUGCAAUGAACAACUCAUGGAUGAUAUAAUGAAGCUAACAAGUAUGGAGAAGGGUGAGAUGCCUUUAACAUACUUGGGAAUUCCAAUCAGUAGUGACUGUGAUAAACUAACAGAGAAGAUAGCUGCAAAGAUUAACAUGUGGAAGUCUAAGCAUAUCUCAUAUGCAGGGAGGGUCAACUUGAUCAAUACAAUUCUAAUGGGUGUGAUCACUUUUUGGUCUAGAAUAUUCAUACUUCCCAAGAAAGUCCUGAAGAGAAUCAAUGAUUUGUGCAGAAACUUCUUAUGGAAUGCAACUGCUGAGUACAAAAAGAGCCCUUAUGUACAAUGGGAAAAUAUCUGCAUCCCUAAGAAGAUAGGAGGUCUGGGCAUCAGAAACAUGUACCUUUGGAACAAAGCUACUAUCAUGAAGCUGAAUUGGGAUAUUGCGAAGAAGAAGGACAUCUUGUGGGUAUAGUGGAUACAUGAAAGGUACUUAAAAAGGAUGGAUUUUUGGAAAUACACCCCCAAAUCAAACUGCUGCAACUACUUGAAAAAGAUGAUAAAAACCAGAGAUGAAUUUGCUGUGAUGAGAAAGGAUGCAGAAUAUGAAGUAUAGAAAGGAUACUGCUGGCUAGUAAGACCUAAGGAGACUCCCUACUGGGCCAGUUGGGUUUGGAGUGGAAUUUGUGUUCCAAAACACAGAUUUAUUUUUUGGUUGAUAAUGAAGAACAGAAUGCAAACCAGAGACAGAUUGAAGAGAUUCAUGGAUAUUGAUACAAAAUGCCUAUUAUGUGAAGAAGAGGAAGAGAAUAUUAAUCACCUAUUCUGCCAAUGUAGAGUGACCAGAAAGGUUGUGAAGGUAAUAUUUGAAUGGAUGAAUUAUACAAUCAAAGGGGAUACCUUAAAAGAGAUGGGAGAGAAUAUAUGGAGGAUAAAACCUGCCCGAGCAAGGGGGAUGGUUAUGGAAGCUUGGAUGAAUGUGUGCUAUAACAUUUAGAAGGCAAGGAAUGCUAAGCUCCAUCAAAAAGAGAUCAAGGAGGAAGACAUAGUAGCCACGGUUAAAUUCCACAUCCAAACCAAUAUGAGUAGUAAGAGGGGAUAACACUGUAAUUGAAUUUUGAUGUAUUAAGCGUUUGAGAUUGUGAAUAAAAGAAUAGUACUUUC
This is a messenger RNA of Cuscuta campestris, 1426 nucleotides long. NCBI's taxonomy places the organism in Eukaryota, Viridiplantae, Streptophyta, Magnoliopsida, Solanales, Convolvulaceae. The record is from the annotation of a GenBank genome assembly.